AUGGAGACCAACGUGAACCUCGACCUCCCGCCAUCUCCCCAGGAGACCUUCAGGGCCGUGCAGCAGCUCUCCAGCGGGAAAGCACCCGGAUCGGACGCAAUCCCUGCUGAGGUCUACAAACACGGAGGUCCCCAAUUGAUGGAUCACCUGGCUGCGCUCUUCCAAAAGAUGUGGCGUCAAGAUGAAGUCCCGCAAGAUUUCAAAGACGCAGCCAUCGUGCAUCUCUAUAAGCUCAAAGGCAAUCGCCAAGUCUGCGACAAUCACCGUGGCAUCUCCCUGCCGAACAUCGCCGGGAACGUCUUUGCCCACAUCCUUCUCAACCGCCUCAAUAACCAUCUGGAACAGGGCCUUCUACCGGAAAACCAAUGCGGUUUCCGUCGUCAUCGUGGGACCACGGAUAUGAUCUUCGCCGCCCGUCAACUUCAGGAGAAGUGUCAGGAGUUGCGGACCCACCUGUACUCUACCUUCGUGGACGAAACGCGACGAACGCCCCGGGAACCGCAUCGCCUACAGGACGGACGGUCGUCUGCUGAAUCAACGGCGGAUGCACUUCCAAUCGCGCGUAUCCACAAGCACCGUUCACGAACUCCUCUUCGCCGACGACUGCGCCCUGAACAGCACCUCGGAAGAGGAGAUGCAACGGAGCAUGGACCUGUUCUCCGCCGCCUGCGAGAACUUCGGUCUGGUCAUUAACACGCAGAAGACGGUGGUGAUGCACCAACCGCCACCCCACUCAGUCACAGCCCCCAACGCGCCGCCGCAAAUCAGCGUGAACGGAACCGAAAUGCAAGUGGUGGAGAACUUCCCGUACCUGGGCAGUACUCUCUUCCGCAACACCAAGAUCGACGACGAAGUCGCCAACAGGAUCUCGAAAGCCAGUCAAGCCUUCGGCCGCCUCUAA
Messenger RNA from Spirometra erinaceieuropaei, 901 nucleotides. The record is from the annotation of a GenBank genome assembly. NCBI's taxonomy places the organism in Eukaryota, Metazoa, Platyhelminthes, Cestoda, Diphyllobothriidea, Diphyllobothriidae.